This is a messenger RNA of Podarcis lilfordi (Lilford's wall lizard), 38077 nucleotides long. Lineage: Eukaryota; Metazoa; Chordata; Lepidosauria; Squamata; Lacertidae. The record is from the annotation of a GenBank genome assembly.
CUAUGACCCUCAAGAAAAACCACUCACCAAUUUUGCCCCACCGGCAUGAAGAGCCCCUCUCCCCUUCUGACCACUCACGGCAGCAACAGCGGGGGGGAGAUCCGUGAACUCGAUGAAGUUGAGGCUCAAGACGUCCCUUCUGAUGAAGUGUACCCCACCAGUUGUCCCAGUGACUGUUGUGGUGACUCCCAAGUUCUUCAAGAUCUGCCAGUCCCUGAGUCAAGAUGUUCCUCUUUGCCAACAAAACCAAGACCCCCAUCAGCACCUACACGGACUCCUACAGGGCUCCGAAUACCAUGAAGAAGGCCUACGAUGAGGCUCCGUUGGCCCUGUGGAGUGAAAACAAGUUCCUGACGCAGGUACAACCCUUGGGGGGGGGCGGUUUGGUCUAAAGCAGCCUUUCUCAACCUGUGGGUCCCCAGAUGUUGUUGAGCUACAACUCCCAUCACCCCUAGCUAGCAAGGCCAGAGCUCAGGGAUGAUGGGAGUUGUAGUCCAACAACAUCUGGGGACCCACAGGUUGAGAACCGCUGGAAAGGAAAGGGGAGGAGGAGGCAUGACAGAGGUGUGUAAAAUUAUACAUGGCACAAAGGAAAUUGUCCGUAUCCCCUUGUAACACUAGCAGCUCCCCAAGGAACGAGGGACACAGGUGGCUCUGUGGUCUAAACCACUGAGCCUCUUGGGCUUGCUGAUCGGAAGGUCAUUGGUUCGAAUCCCCGCGACGGGGUGAUCUCCCGUUGCUCUGUCCCAGCUCCUGCCAACCUAGCAGUUUGAAAGCAUGUCAGCGCAAGUAGAUAAAUAGGUACCACUAUGACGGGAAAGUAAAUGAUGUUUCUAUGCACUUUGGCUUCCAUCACGGUGUCCCGCUGCGCCAGAAGCGGUUUAGUGCUGCUGGCCACAUGACCCGGAAAGCUGUCUGUGGACGAACGCCAACUCCCUUGGCCUGAAAGCGAGAUGAGCGCCACACCCCUUUGGAUGGACUUAACUGUCCAGGGGUCCUUUACCUUACCCUGACCUCUCCAAGGAAGCUGAGUGUUGCAAGAUCCCAAAGAGACAAAAGGGAUUGUCACACAGUGCAUGAUUAAAAGUAGAGAUGGCCACCAACUUGGUUGGCUUUGAAAGAGGAUCGGACAAGUUCAUGGCAGAGAAGGCUCUGUUGUUGGCUAUUAGCAGGAUACCUCUGAAUACCAGUUGCUGGAAACUACAGGAGGAGAGAGUGGUCUUGUGCUCCCGCUCUGCUUGCAUGCUUCCCAUCUGAGCCUCUGCUUGGCUGCUGGAAGAAAGGGCACUGGACCCGAAGGGGCGCUGGCCUGAUCCAGCAGGGCUCUUGGGUAAAACUUCCAUGUGGCAAUAGUGCCUCUGCACAAAGGGGGUCUAACAAGGCUUCCUGGCUGCAAGAGAUUCAGGAGCCACACAGAGCUGCUGGGUCUCCCACCGUGUCCAGCCAGGUGCCCCAGGGAAACUUUGAACAGCAGGUUCCUUACCUUUGUCGCUAUUUAAAUUCAUUUUGUGAGUUUGAGGUUGCAGCUAGCAAUGGGGGGUUAAGGGGAUGGAGCCAGAGGCCUUGCAGGGGGGAAAAGAGCUUUGAAGAGAGUUAUAAUGAGAAGGAAGGGAAAUUGUGCAUUAAUAGGCUUUGAAAGGAGCAAGCUUCCCCCCGAGUUUGGGGACAAGGUGGGCUCCACACCCAACCUGAGCUUAUGAAUAAGGCACUCAUCAUUAAUUUUAUUUGUAUCCUGCUUUUCCACAAAAAGAAUAGUGCUCAACAUGGCUUAAGGGACGCGGGUGGCACUGUGGGUUAAACCACAGAGCCUAGGACUUGCCAAUCAGAAGGUCAGCAGUUCGAAUCCCUGCGACGGGGUGAGCUCCUGUUGCUCGGUCCCUGCUCCUGCCAACCUAGCAGUUCGAAAGCACGUCAAAGUGCAAGUACAGUGGUACCUCGGGUUAAAUACUUAAUUCGUUCCAGAGGUCUGUUCUUAACUAAUGAGGCCUCCUGCUGCCGCUGUGCCGCCAGAGCACGAUUUCUGUUCUCAUCCUGAAGCGAAGUUCUUAACCUGAAGCACUAUUUCUGGGUUAGCGGAGUCUGUAACCUGAAGCGUAUGUAACCUGAAGCGUAUGUAACCCGAGGUACCACUGUAGAUAAAUAGGUACUGCUCCGGCGGGAAGGUAAACGGCGUUUCCGUGCGCUGCUCUGGUUCGCCAGAAGCAGCUUAGUCAUGCUGGCCACAUGACCCGGAAGCUGUAUGCCGGCUCCCUCGGCCAAUAAAGCGAGAUGAACGCCGCAACCCCAGAGUCGGCCAUGACUGGACCUAAUGGUCAGGGGUCCCUUUACCUUUACCAACAUGGCUUAUAACAGGAGUGCACCAACUACUGGAAAAAGAAUUUCAUAAGAACGUAAUAGCAAAUAUCACAACAUUAAAAAUCCUCAACGUUUUGGUACUAUAAAUGUAUCAAGCUUGCAUUAUCAACGUUCUGUGGCUCCAUGCCUCUUGGCAAUAGCAAAAAUAACAAGGGAGCUUGGACGUGGCGAUGCUCAGAGCCCUUCUCCUGAAACAGCCUCUUGUAACGUUUCCAAAGGGGUGGCUGGAAAAACUCACCCCAUGAUGUCGCUUCCAUGCGCAUGCCAGCUUAGAGAGAUCUGGCGGCUGGGGGCUUUUGCCAUUUGGCCUGGGGAUCCCACUAUGGCAAGUCUGGGAAUGGGAGAGGGAGCUGGCUCCCCAGGAAAAGAUGAAGAUGGUUGUGUUAAAAAACACCAAAACCUUCCUGGGCUUUGGUCUGUCGUUGGGAAGGCAGCGCCCUCUGCUGUGUAGAUGGUGCACAGGCAGUAAAAACUGAGUAGAUCUCUGAGGCGAAGCUCAUUCAGAAAAGUGGUUUCUGUCCAAGGCUCUGUUGCUAAGCAAGUUUCCCAGCUUGCAUGCUGCCAAACCGCACCCCCCAACUGGUGGUACACUAUGCACUGCUCCCCCCCCCAAUGUUUGCUAGGUUUCCAUCGAGCAAGACCUGCCUUUCCACUAGUACUUAUUUAUUUAGUUAUUACAUUUAUAUCACAGCUUUCUAGAUCAUGCCAGAGCCCUACUCCCAGAGCCAGCACCCAGGAAGGCAUGAGCCAGGCCACCCUGCCCAGUUCCUCCCAGUUCCGCCGCUAGCCUCACUGGGGUGGUCCAGGCCAAGCAAUCCUGCUCCAGCAACUGUGCACUUGGCUUCAGUCUUGCUUACUAGGUCCUCCCAAACCCAUUGCGCGUGUAUUCUUCACUCGUAGAUGCCUUGGGCAGUACAGUGGUACCUCGGGUUAAGUACUUAGUUCAUUCCGGAGGUCCGUACUUAACCUGAAACUGUUCUUAACCUGAAGCACCACUUUAGCUAAUGGGGCCUCCUGCUGCUGCCGCGCCGCUGGAGCAUGAUUUCUGUUCUCAUCCUGAAGCAAAGUUCUUAACCUGAAGCUCUAUUUCUGGGUUAGCGGAGUCUGUAAGCUGAAGCGUAUGUAACCUGAGGUGCCACUGUAUUGCAUGCAGUUAUUUCACAACAACCCUGUAAGGUAGGCCGUAGAAUCACAGAACCAAAGAGUUGGAAGGGAAUUGCAGGAGUUCCUUGUACUGGGCAGCCAACAAGCUAGAUAUUUUAUAUAUAUUUUUGUAUAUCCUCCCCUUUCUCCAAUCUCAAGCCCAGGGCGGCAUAGCAUCAAUCACAGGUGGGGAACCUCAGGACAUCUUAGGCCUGAUAGCGGUCCCAAUUUGACAUGCAGGGCUGUUUCCUUCCAGCUAUGCUCUCCUCCUUGCAGGUAAAGCCUCAUGCUUCUUCCUUUGCAAGUCCAGCUUGAAUUUUGCACUGUUUAAAUCUGCUACCCAAUGCCAUCUGUGCUGCCAGAGUCAGGCCCACCCAGGAGUUCCCAAAUUCAGCUGACAGCAGCUGAAAGGAGCGCAGUAUGUCAUAAACAAAGACCAAAGCACUAUAACUUGUCGGAUAAGUAUCACAUUCAAACCACACAAUUAAUUUAAAACCAUUAAUGUCAACGACAACCCACAUAACCGCAACCCCAGUGUGGUGCAGUAGUUAAAGUUUCAGACUAGGACCCAAAGAUAUAAAUGCAAUUAACAAACUAGCCCCAAAUAGUGCAGCUUUCGUGAUCCAAAUGCCUCAAAAACUGCAACCAUGCUAUGCUUAAAAUAGCAACUAUGGGGGCAUUUUUCAUAUUUUGUGUGAGUUGGCAUUUGCUUAUUUGCUAAGUUUAUACACUGCCUUUCAUUUGCUAAGGGGCGCUGUGGGUUAAACCACAGAGCCUAGGACUUGCCGAUCAGAAGGUCGGCGGUUCGAAUCCCCACGACGGGGUGAGCUCCCGUUGCUCGGUCCCUGCUCCUGCCAACCUAGCAGUUCGAAAGCACGUCAAAGUGCAAGUAGAUCAAUAGGUACCGCUCUGGCGGAAAGGUAAACGGCGUUUCCGUGCGCUGCUCUGGUUUGCCAGAAGCAGCUUAGUCCUGCUGGCCACAUGACCCGGAAGCUGUACGCCGGCUCCCUCGGCCAAUAAAGCGAGAUGAGCGCCGCAACCCCAGAGUCAGUCAUGACUGGACCUAAUGGUCAGGGGUCCCUUUACCUAUUAAAAAAACAACAACAGUAAAACAACUCAAAACUCCACUCAGCCACAAGAUGUUGCACAGAAACGCCAUAAAACAAAGGCAGCCACGAAAUUAUGCAGCAGAAAUAACAUUUGCGUGUCACGUUUUAGUUUACUGAAUGCAUUAUGAUGUCAAGCAAGCCCAGGAAGAUGGGGUGGACGAAGGGGCAUACAUUAAUGUGGUUAAAGUUUGUACGUACUUCAAAACUGGGAGGAGAGAACUAUGAAUAACAACUGCUCCGUGUAGCAGUAACUGGGAAGGGUGGUGAACUGACUCCCGUGCCUUGCAGACUUGGCCUUGAAUCCAGCUCCCUGCUGCGGUUUUAAAACACAACAAAACAAGCAGAACUCCUUAUCUUCAUCAGCAGAUGUCCACAGACAAAUAAGGCGGAUGCGCUGAAUUAUCUUAGCUGCGGAACUUUCUUGUGACUGUGUGCUAUAUAGUCAGUUGGGCAGAGUAAGGAAGUAACUUCCACAGCUGUUUAAAUUUUUAAGGAACGCUUUGACCUUAAAAGCACGCUCGCGUCCUCCUCUCCGACCCCCCAAAUUUGGGAAGCAGUGGUCUAGUAGGUUUUGCACACAGCAGGUUUCCUGCCUAUAAAUAUAACAGUCCAGACCAGUCCCAAAGCUGUGACUGAGAGCACAGGCAGGAGGCUAAUAGGUCAUUUUAGCAAGGCUGUCUCAUAGGAGGAGCUGUGCUUGACUGCUCUGGGGACUGAUCCAUAAAAAUAUAUAAUUAUUUACUGUUUGUUUCAUAAAAUUUAUACACCACCCCUUGGUUGUAAACACACACACACAGACCAAAAAAACCCUCAAAACAUUCUACAGAAAGAAUGAAACAACAAAAUUAUAAAUAAGAAAACUUAACAACAAUCAUGGAAAACUUUCAAAAAGCUAAAACAACAGUAGGCUAAAAACAGAUUAAAAAUCGCAUCAACUUCCUAAACUUCUGGGGAGGCUCGUCUAAGCAAGGUUGUUUUUAGCAGGCAGCAAAAAAGAAAAAGAAAAAGUUCAGUGAAGGUCACUAGCUGAAAUCAAGAGGCAGGGAGUUCCAAAGGGUACAUGCUGCCCAAUAAAAGAUCAAGUUCUUCCAAAUGCCAAAUGGGAAUUAUUUCACCAAUCGAAGUGAUAGCAGGCAUACACAGGGUAGGGCUUAGGGCUUAGGGCCUCGUACUUAUGGGACUGCCUCUCUGGUCUGCCCCGCAGAGGACCUUAAGGUCCAUGAAUAACCAUAGUUUAGAGGUCCUGGGCCCUAAGGAAGUCAGACUAUCCUCCACCAGGGCCAGGGCCUUCUCAGUGAUGGCUCCGACCUGGUGGAAUGCUCUGUCCCAGGAGACCAGGGCCCUGCAGGAUUUAACCUCCUUCCGUCAGGCCUGUAAGACAGAGCUAUUCCUCCUGGCCUUUAAUUUGAAUUCAGCCUGAUCUUUUAUUUCCCUUCUCUUCCCCCCCUCCCCUUUUAUGAAGAUCACCCGCUCUGAGACCCCACAGCUAAUUCUCCCCUGGCCUCCUCGCUGGCCCAAGUAGGACCAAUUCAGCCAGCUAGCCCUGGGAUUAUCUAAUUGAUUUUUGAAUUUUGAAUUUUAUUGUUAUUCAUGUUUUUAUACCAUAUUUUAUGCUGUUUUCAUAAUUAAGUGUCUUAAAGUGUUUUAAAUUUGUUGUUAGCCGCCCUGAGCCCAGUUUUUUAACCAGGAAGGUUGGGGUAUAAAUAAAAUUAUUAUUAUUAUUAUUAUUAUUAUUAUUAUUAUUAUUUCUGUAUCUUUUUGAGUGAAGAAGCAGGUGCGCCUCCAAUUUUAACUGGGGGGACAGGGACACUGCUUCAAGUACCAGAAGUUUGGGAGACAUUGUUAAUAGGGCAGGUGUCACCAACAGGGUGCCCUUCAGUUAUCUCCCUGACGCUUGCAAACGCUCUGAGACGCACACGGACCAGUCGCUCCUUCCAACUUUAGGUCCCCAAGUGCUGAGGGUGGUUGCCAGAUCAUCAGCACCUUUACUCCGUAGAGCUGAAGGAGCAAGUUGGAAAAAGGACCACGCUCUUUGCUCCUUCCUUUCUCAGCUCUGUGUGCUUCUCAAGGCUCCGAUUAAUUCUGCUGGGUCUGGCUUUCACCCAGACGGCUUGGGAAAGCGAAGCGUAGAUAAAGGCUCUCUCUUGCGUGGCAAGUUCCCGCGCCCCCCCCCCCCAUUGGAAUAAAGACACAUGACACAAUUAUUAAGGUUAAUGGGCUAAAAAGGUCCACAACUUUAUUGGUUACAGGUAAUGAGCGGUAUUGGCUUAGGCAUUGGUCCUAACUGUCUAUAUCCGGGUUCAGCCCAUCCGCUUGAAGUCUGGGGGAGUCCAGUAGGGGGAGUCCUAGGGACGCAGGUGGCACUGUGGGUUAAACCACUGAGCCUAGGACUUGCCGAUCAGAAGGUCGGCAGUUCGAAUCCCCGCGACGGGGUGAGCUCCCGUUGCUCGGUCCCUGCUCUUGCCAACCUAGCAGUUCGAAAGCACGUCAAAGUGCAAGUAGAUAAAUAGGUACCGCUCCGGCAGGAAGGUAAACGUCGUUUCCGUGCACUGCUCUGGUUCGCCAGAAGCGGCUUAGUCAUGCUGGCCACAUGACCCGGAAGCUGUACGCCGGCUCCCUUGGCCAAUAAAGCGAGAUGAGCGCCACAGCCCCAGAGUCGGCCACGACUGGACCUAAUGUUCAGGGGUCCCUUUACCUUUACCUUUAGGGGGAGUCCUGCUGAUGCACAGCAACUAGGAGCUCCCCCAGGGUCACCAAUAGGGGGUGUGCCUUGGGCCCUCACCUCCCCAGGCUUCGGACAGGGCCACGCCCCCCCAGAAUUCUUUAUCGGACUACCUUUCAAUAUGUGGGGCAGGUGAUGGCGCUUCCUCCCCUCUUCCAUCUACAGAGCAAUACCAAUGCCUAACCGCCAAUACCAAGAAAGUUGUGACGAUUUGCUACGAGGUAGGCAAAAACCAAGUGGCUGGUGCCAAUUUGCCAAGUGGAAAAAUUCCUACCAGGCCCCUCAAUGGCGACCAACCAAGGUCCAUAGCAAGGUCAAGGAACGGAAACCUUAAGGGACGGGGAGGGUGGGAAACAGGAACAGCUGGCAGGCGGGAAAAGAGGGAGAUCCCUGGCUGUGACUGCCUUAAAUAGGGCAGGCCACGCCCCCAGAGCCAGCCGAUUGGCUGGCCAGGGGAUGACGCGGCCGGGGAUUCCCCCAAUUGCGCUGGGCCGUGAUGCCCGCAAUCCCACCUCCUCUGCAGGGCGGAAGUGGCUUUGCGAGGUUAUCUUGGGGAGAGGAACAUGACCCUGCCGGAUUAGACCCAUGGCCCAACUUGUGUAGAAUCGUCUGUGGGAAACUCAUACACAGGAUCCAAGCGCCAGGGCAACUCUCCCCUCUUGUGGUUUCCAGCAAAUGGUAUUCAGAAGCAUUGCUGGGGAUGCAGAACAGAGCCACCAAGGCUACUAGCCGUGAUUAGCUCUCUCUUCCCCCAUGAAGUCAUCUAAUCCUCAUUUAAGGCUAUCUAGUUUGGUUGUCAUCACUGCUUCCAGUGGGAGGGAGUUCCAUAGGUGAACUCUGCGCUGGGUGAAGAAGUACUCUCUUUUAUCCAUCCUAAAUCUUCCAACAUUCAGCUUCACGGAAUAUCCACGGGUUCUAGCAUUAUGAAGGAGGGAGGAAAAGUCUUCUCUAUCCACUUUCUCCAUGCCAUGCAUGAGUUUAUAAUCUGUUGUGUCCCCUCACCCUUGCCUCUUAUUCCACUGAGAAGUAAUUCAAAAAGUCUAGCUUAAAUAUAUCUCUUUGAAACUAUACUAUUGCAUCCAACUUAAAUACUAGGCAAAGCAGCUUAAAAAAAAAACUACUUCUCAACCCAGCUGGCCCUUGUAGCUAAGAAAUGGUGUGUGGGUUUUAUAUUUUCCUCCUCCCUCCCCAUCCAUGGUUCUUUCUGUGUCGCGCCUUUUAGAUUGUAAACCUAAGGUGUUUUUUUAUUAGCAUUAUUGAUCUGAAAGCCACGGUAGGACCUUUUUCAUACGACAUGCAGUGUUUAUAUAUAAAUAAACAACGUGCAAUUAAGUCAGCUGGCAGAAGUUUAAAGCAGAUUGGAAGGGCUGGAUAUAGCUUGUUGGACCUGCUUUGUGUGAAAAUGAGGUGCAAAAGCGUAUUGUAUUAACUGAACAUUUCGCAUAAAACAGCCGGAGGGGUUGGACUGGGCACCUCUUGGGGACCCUACAAUUUGAUGGUUCUGGGAUGCAAGACUCAAUGGCCACUUGGCCCAAUCUAAGCAGGGGGACAGUGGUGGUUCUUGUUACGCAUUUACACUCCAGGGGAAAGUCUCUCCUUGUUCUCGAGCCCUUUGACACAGUCCCCCUGCCUGACACCCCCGCCAUUUUUUUAGCUCACCGGUAUUAUGCCCCCUCCCUGACUGUGACAUCACAGCUGAUGCAAACAGGGUCAGUGUCAGGGAGGGAGGCUGUGAGUUUAGAGAGCCAUUAGCAGGUUGUAGUUUGUUACUAAAGUGCAAAGCGUCCCCUUUCUAUUUUCUUACCUUAAACUCGCACCGAGCUGUUUAGCGGACCCUUUAGUUUAGCGUGGCGUACGGGGAGGAAAGAAGCCCUUUUGCUAGAAAACGUAGCGGAGAGUUUAGUUUAGGCCCCCAGGCGGAAAUCUUCAGGGAAGGUCAACCUGUGGCGAGAUGUUCAUCUUUGCACAUAAGACAGACACCCCCAUCAGCACCUACAGGGACUCCUACCGCGUGCCAUGCCGCACCGACAACUCCUACAAGGAGCCCAACCUCAGCAUGGGCGACAUGAGCCACUGCGUGUCCAAGGUAAAUCUUGACGUAUGUCCGGAGUCAAGGGGGUGGUGAGGACACAAAGGAACUUUUCGAAGAAGAGUUGCUUUCCUAAAGAACAACUGGGGACCAGUUUACCGAGGAGAUCCGUAUGUGUUCAACCAAUUUGAUUAGCUUGUUGAAUGGUCUCCUUAAAUUUGAAGGUUCAUUAUUGUUCCGCAAGAUGUGUAUGUCUUUAAGGGCUAGAGUAAAUAACUUGACCCAGUUUUACAGCUGUGAAGCAGUAUAGCAGGUGCGGUUAAGGUGUGUUAAUUAAGCUGUGUCAGCAAUUGGGUAUAGUAUAUAAAGAGCAGCACCUAGCUCUCUCAGUACCCUGGUGGUUGGGUCAUGCUUAGUGAUAUAAUUAAUGUAAAAGGAGUUUUUGUUUUUGUUAUUAAAACCUAGCUAAAGUUGUUUUGCGUUCCUUGUAAUGUGUGGUCUCCCCAGCACGCCUUCUGCAGUGCAACUAGUCUGCAAAUAGCCAACACAGCUGACCUGCCACUGCUAGAGUUGCCAAAUAAUAAUAAUAAUAAUAAUAAUAAUAAUAAUUUUUAUUAUUUAUACCACGCCCUUCCCGGUUCAAAAACCGGGCUCAGGGCAGCUAACAAAUUUAAAACACUUAAUUGUAAAAGCAGCAUAAAAUACAGUAUAAAAACAUGAAUAACAAUAAAAUUCAAAGUUCAGAAAUCAAUUUAGGGGAAAUCCAUCUAAUAAGCAUUAGAUGAUUCCCAGGGCUAGCUGGCUAAAUUAGUCCUUUUUGGGCCAGCGAGGAGGCCAGGGGAGAAUUAGCUGUGGGGUCGCAGAGCAGGUGAUCUUCAUAAAAGGGGAGGGGAGGGAAGAGACGAGAAGGGAAAUAAAAGAUCAGGCUGAAUUCAAAUUAAAGGCCAAGUGGAAUAGCUCUGCCUUACAGGCCCGACGGAAAGAGGUUAAAUCCUGCAGGGCCCUGGUCUCCUGGGACAGAGCAUCUGAAAAGGCCCUGGCCCUGGUGGAGGAUAGUCUGACUUCCUUAGGGCCCAGGACCUAUAAACUAUGGUUAUUCAUGGACCUUAAGGUUAUCAGGCUCCUAAUAGCCCCUAGCCAACUUGGCUGAUGGGCCAGGAUGGUUGCGAGUCCAGCAACAACCCCCGGAGAGGUCUUCAGCCCGGCAGGAAGUGAGUUGCCCAGGGCCACCAGAUCACCAACACCCCCCAAACAGGGCAACCGAGGGUUCAUGAGUCUUUUUUCUGCCUUGUAGGGCUUGACCGUGCCCAGAAUCGACCACCCGAUAGACCAAAACCGCCUGGAGAAUAUGGUGAAGAAGGCAGUGCAGGAAUACACCUAUAAGAACUGCAUAGACCCAACAGCUUACCGGCCGUACAAAUAUUGGGUGACCAGGGAGGAAGGUACGUUUCACUUACAUGUGCACAAGGGGUUGCUUCUAUAGAUAUAUUUGUUAAAUUUUCUGUUUUACAAUUUAGAAUAUACAUGUAAAUAACCUUAAAAUAUCAAUGACUUCCCUUCUUCUCUUCCCAUGGUUCAUUUUGCAUAGCGUAAAUCCCUGCAUAUUUUAUGUUAACUAAACCGUUCAGUAUUCCAUUAUUGCUUCCAUCAAAACUUAUUUACACUGUUGAAUUUAUCUUAAUGCUGCCAACGUUUUCAAGUGUACACAAUUCCUUCCCCCAUAUAUUCAAGAAACAUUUUCCAAUCUUCUUUAAACAAAUGUUCUUCUUGUUUUCUUAUUCUGUAAGUUAGAUCUGUAAGCUACACAUAUUCCAUCAGUUUAAGUUGCCAUUCUUCUUUGGUUGGGACCUCACUCAUUUUCUAUUUUGGGGCUAACAAAACAUGGGCAGCCGUAAUGGCAUACAUAAAUAACCCUUUUUGACACCUGGGAAGCCUUUAGGGGUCACUUCCAGCUCCACAAUUCUAUGAUUCUAUGACUUAUUUAAAAAUAUUUAUUGAUGCUUUUGAAUUUUGGUGCUGGAGGAAACUCUUGAGAGUCCCAUGGACUGCAAGAAGAUCCAACCUCUCCAUUCUGAAGGAAAUCAGCCCUGAGUGCUCACUGGAAGGACAGAUCCUGAAGCUGAGGCUCCAAUACUUGGGCCAGCUCAUGAGAAGAGAAGACUCCCUGGAAAAGACCCUGAUGUUGGGAAAGAUGGAGGGCACAAGGAGAAGGGGACAACGGAGGACGAGAUGGUGGGACAGUGUUCUCAAAGCGAGCAACAUGAGUUUGACCAAACUGCAGGAGGCAGUGGAAGACAGGAGUGCCUGGUGUGCUCUGGUCCAGGGGGUCACGAAGAGUCAGACACGACUAAACGACUAAACGACAACAAUUUCAUUUUAAAAGAUGUCAAAGCAGUUUACAAUUAUGUAUGCAUAAAAACAUACAGCUGAAAACCAUAUUUGAAAAGGUUAAAAGCAGGCAUUGAUUAGGUAUACAAGUCAACAGAAAAGAGAUUCUGACUUGUAACUUGAAUCCAUUGGUAAUCCAGCCUUGAGGUUUGGAAGGCAUGGACUACAGUGCUCUCAGGCUAUCCCUGUCCAGGAACGGCCAUCGUUGGUGAAGCAGACAGAGCUGGUAAACCAGCCUGUGAUCCCCAUUGACUCUUAUUCCCAGGCAUUUCCUGCCCCUGACAGUAGAGAUGGAACAUAAUUUUCUAUAGGUAAAGGUAAAGGGACCCCUGACCAUUAGGUCCAGUCGUGGCUGACUCUGGGGUUGCGGCGCUCAUCUCGCUUUAUUGGCUGAGGGAGCCGGCGUACAGCUUCCGGGUCAUGUGGCCAGCAUGACUAAGCCGCUUCUGACAAACCAGAGCAGCGCACGGAAACGCCGUUUACCUUCCCACCGGAGCGGUACCUAUUUAUCUACUUGCACUUUGAAGUGCUUUCGAACUGCUAGGUGCACAGGAGCUGGGACCGAGCAACGGGAGCUCACCAUGUCAUGGGGAUUCGAACCGCCGACCUUCUUUAAAAAAAAAAUUAAAAAUUGAUUAACCGACCAAUCACAUCAAAUCAAACCAAAUUACAUUAAUUCCAAAUUACAAAGCCGAAUUUUAAUUUUUUGUUGGGGAUACCCAUAUUUCAAGUUCCGAAGGGGAUCCAAUCAUCUUCUUGCUGCUGCUUUAAUGUCCACAAAUCUGUCCAUAUGAUGUUCACAAUGCUAUCCAGUCCUUAUUGUUUUCCACAUCUCUUCUUGUUAUUCGCAUAUAUUUUUCCUUUCUCUUUGUGACCUCUGAUGCUCUCCAAAGCGGGUUAAGACAAAUUGUAAUCCUGUGUGGAUAUUUUUAUUCAUCCAAGAACCAUAUUCAGACGGUUUCCGUAUAUCAUCACUUCCAUAAAUAAAAACAGUCUUACCGUCAUUAAUCUUCACAGGUCUGUCGCCUUUCUCCAACCUUUGAGGAGGUUCGCCAGGAAUGCAGUCCGAAAACAAAUCCAUUCCUCCUCCCGGUUGUAAAUCCUUCGACAAAGCCUGCCAACAUGGCGACUGUUUUUAUUGCUGCGUCAUUCCAAAAGCUCUUGCUCUUUACUCAAUCUCCAUAAAACAUACUUUUGGUUAAAGUUCAUUUCCACACAGUCCUUAAACAUCCUGCUUAGAUCAGUUAACCGACGGUUCCAGCAUGAGGAGGGGUUCUUGGUUAAUCACAUAGAAGAGAGGAAAAAAAGUCCCCCCCCCAUCCAGUCCUGCUGCUGACAUACCCAGCCUUUGAUGUAUCUUCUCCAUGAAAUAUUCCUGUUGAUCCAACCCGUCGCUCUUCUUUCACAGAGGUCCCUUCAAUUAGCAGUCUUCACUCCCCUUCUUCACUUGAAAUAUGUCCAUUUGCUUCUUUCUAAUUGUUUAUUUCAAAUUGCUGCAGCUAGUGCGCGAUCAGAGACAGCGUCCAGGAGAGCCGGAGUCCACACGAGGGCAUUCUGCCUAGUGCCCUCACCCCCUUCUUUCGAAUCCAGGGGUGAUUUAUGGGCACAGCAGGCAAGGGCAGUGUUCCCCAUUCCCUUGGGGCAACAAGGGAGGCUGCCUACUCCCAUAACAGCCUCUUAAUUACCUCGUGUGGGCCGGAGAGAUGGUAUUGUCGGCCAUCUUCCAAUGCGCCCCUAGUGGUCCCCCGAACCGCCGACCUUCUGAUCAGCAAGUCCUAGGCUCCGUGGUUUAACCCACAGCGCCACCCGCGUCCCAUAAUUUUCUAUGAGAGGCAUUUUAAAAAGAAAAAGUACCUGCUGAGAGAGGCAGCAGUUUUUACACACUUAAUUUCACAUGUCCUAAAUCAUUCGCCUACAUUGGAUGUCCCUGGUGAGUUCCAGUAUCGUGAGAGAGAGAGAGAUUUUUCUCCAUCUGCUCUCUCCAUGCAAUACAGGAUUUUUACACGCUCCUAUCACCUCUUUUCUCUAAACAGAGAAGUCCCAAAAGUUGUGACAUUUCCUCCUUGGGGAGUUGCCGAAACCGCUCGAUCAUUUUGGUGGCUCUUUUCUGACCCUUUUCCAAUUCUACAGCAUCCGUUCUUAGGCGAGGCGACCAGAACUGCUCACGGUACGGCCAACGCAGUGGCACCAUAGAUUUGUAUAGCAAACGCUUUGGUCCCCAGUGGCACGUUCCUUCCUCUUUUUUUGCCCCCUCUGGGCUUUCCAUCCUCAACCCUGGUUGCAAAACUCUCCCGUCUCCUUUUUAAAUCGCAGAGAGGUUCAACCCGGUCUUCAUCGGUGACAACAGGUACGCAACGUGGAGAACGGGGCCCUACAACAGCGCGGCAUGGAAUCGAUACACCACGUACCUUCCACGGAUCCCUCGGGUAAGCCUCGUGACUCCGCGGAAAUCCGGGGUGGGGUGCAGAUGUGAAAGGAGGCCCCUGCUGUGGACAGGAACUGCCCCUGCGCACCUGGUAGCAGAGCGACAGAGGGCCAGGCUGCAGCGAAGUCACUCUUAAGCAAGGCAACUCUUUAGCAAGUAAUAUCCAAGGCAAUCACAUAAACAGAAACUCUGGAAGUCACAAAAUAUGCACUCUUAAUGGAUUCUCUAGAAAGCAUAAAACCAAAUAAAUAUGUCUUAUAACCACUGACUUAUGACUACUGCUCCAUAGCAAUUGUUGUUAUACCGUAUUUUUCGCUCCAUAAGAAGCACCUGACCAUAAGACACAGCUAGUUUUUAGAGGGGGAAUGCAAGGGGGGGAAAUUUUUUUAAGGGAGCGCUGAGCAGAACCUGUAUGCAUCCCAGGCUCUGCUCAGUGCUCCCUUUCACGAGCCACAUGGAGUGUGUAUGUGGCGCUUGCAAGCUUUUCGCCUCCUCAGGGAAAAGCCCCUAAGAGCCGCACACACGCUCCACGUGGCUCGUGAAAGGGAGCGCUGAGCAGAGCCUCCCGCCUGUAUUCGCUCCAUAAGACAUACACACAUUUCCCUUUACUUUUUAAGAAGGAAAACGUGCAUCUUAUGGAGCGAAAAAUACAGUACUUUUCCAUUCACCAUAUAGAUGGGUUUAUGAAGCAAUUCUGUAUCCUUCUGCUGUGCUGAAGAAGAAUUCCACGAAACAGGGGCUAUAUCCGGAAUCACUGUUCACAACGUCUGUUUGUGAACUACUUCGGCAGCGUUGGACGCCAUAAACAAAGCUUUGCAGCCUGUUUUCACCAGAUAAGAAUCUGAUACAUUGCUUCUUUCAGAGACUUGCAUAGUCUUCAAAGACUUUCAGAGCCUUAUAAGACUUGUUUAUUUGGUUUUAUGCUUUCUAGAGAAUCCAUAAAGAGUGCAUAUUUUGCGACUUCCACAGAUUCAGAAGUUUUCUGUUUAGGUGAUUUCAUAUAUUUCAUAUUAUAUAAAGAGUGUAUAUCAAUAUCGUAUCAUUGUAUUUGGUCAUCAUGUUGCCUUGGAUAUUACUGACUAUUGUUUGCAACACAGGGGUUAAAUGGUUUGGUUACUCUUAAGCAAAGCCAGUUCCACCAUCAGACAGAGCCGGGCAGCAGCCUUGGGCGGCAGCUGCUUGUGGUGAGGAAUUAUAGAGUUGGAAGGUACCCCAGAGGUCCUCUAGUCCACCCAUCUCCUGCAAUGCUCCGCUAAAGCGUCGCUGACAGAUGACCACCCAACCUUGGCUUAAAAACCUUCAAGGAAGGAGAGCCCAGCACCUUCUAAAGGAGUCUGUCCCACUGUCAGACAGCGUCCCCCAGCUUAAAUUUGUGCAGCUGGUUCUUCCGGCCUAAGCGUAGAACCUUACAUCGGUUCCUCGUGAAAUUCCUUUCGUCAGUUUGGGCCCGGUUCUCCCGCCUCCACGGAGCAUCGGGGAGGACACGGGGUCCCGAACUUGAGCAUUGCGCUGCAUCGUGCCAAAUGCAUGUGUCCCUGCAUAAAUCCCAGAGAAAUGAGAAACCAGAGGCCUUUCUCUUGGGCAUUGCCGGCCAAUUGGUAUCAAAGAAAGACAGAAAUUUUUUUAUGUAUGCUACGACAGCAGCAAGAAUACUCAUCGCAAAGUAUUGGAAGACAGAAGAACUACCCACCUUGGAAGAGUGGCAGAUGAAGGUUAUAGACUAUAUGACAUUGGCGGAGAUGACUGGCAGAAUCCGUGAGCAGGGGAAAGAGACGGUGGAAGAAGAUUGGAAGAAAUUUAAGAUCUAUCUAAAGAACUAUCAUAAAAUUGAGGAAUGUUAAAAUGUCGAGGUUUGGAGAAAGAAAAGGAGAUUACAGCGACAUAAGAUUAAGUUGAAGAAAAAAAAAGAAUAAGAAAAAUAUAUUUGAUAAAAUUAUUUAGAAUUUGCUGAAAUAAUUUUGGGAAUUGGGGUGUAGGAAGGGGAGGUCUGGGGGAGUCCGAGAAGAGAGGGUUAUGAAAAAAAAGGUUAUGAAAUUAUACAUGUUUGUAUGUCUUUUUAUUUGUUUGUAUUGUAUAAAACUUGUUUGUAAAAUCAAUAAAAAAAUUAUAUAUAAAAAAAAAAUAAAUCCCAGAGAAAUGGGCUCACGCUGUUGCAAUCUUUCCUUGCAGGAGGCUGGGUUAGAGUCGAUCCUUCGCGGGAUGCCCAUGCAGUACCCUCCGAAACCUGAGCGUCUCAACAAUUAUGGUAACUCCUCUGCGAUCUUGCACGUCCUGCCUGGUUUAGGAACAUAGUAAAGGUAAAGGGACCCCUGACCAUUGGGUCCAGUCGUGGCCGAGACUGGGGUUGCUGCGCUCAUCUCGCCUUAUUGGCCGAGGGAGCUGGCGUACAGUUUCCGGGUCAUGUGGCCAGCAUGACUAAGCCACUUCUGGUGAACCAGAGCAGAGCACGGAAACGCCAUUUACCUUACUGCCAGAGUGGUACCUAUUUAUCUACUUGCACUUUGACGUGCUUUUGAACUGCUAGGUUGGCAGGAGCAGGGACCGAGCAAUGGGAGCUCACCCCGUCGCGGGGAUUCGAACCACUGACCUUCUGAUCGGCAAGCCCUAGGCUUUGUGGUUUAACCCACAGCACCACCCGUGUCCCUGUUUAGGAACAUAGGAACAUGCUUUAUACUGAACCAAUGCUGUCCGUCUGCACUGAUGGACAGAGGCUCUCCAGGGUUUCAGGCAGGAAGUCUUUCCUAGCCCUGCCCAGAAAGACUGGGUAUUGAACCCACAACCUUCUGCAUACAGAGCUAAAUAGUCUAAAUAGCUAUGGCCCUUCCCUUAGUUUGCGCACGUCAUCCUGCAGGUCUCUUAGUUACCCAUCACUGUCCUUAAAGCCCAUCUGAUCCAUCAUUCUCUGUCCAGCCACAAGAUGCUUUUGGGUAGCGGGGUCAUAAAGACCAGCAGCUCAUCUUUUGAGAGUAUACUGCCUCUCAACCUGGAGAUUCUGUUUAACUGUCUUGGCCUAACAGCCAUCAGGGAGUUUUAUCAUCUGUCAGCUUGGAUAACAAUCCCUUUUAAAGGCACCUAGCUAGCAGCUAUCAUCAUCACAAGCAAUUAUUGGGAAUGCCCUCAGUUUAAAUUGAGCUGUGAUUCCUACAUUGCGGGGGGUUGGUCUAGAUGGCCCACGGGGUCCCUUCCAAUUCUGCAAUUCUAUGCACUGCGAGAAAAGCGGCUUCCUUUUCUCUGUUGCCCUGAAACAACUGAUUUACUUGGCUGGCUGGCUGGCAUCCUGCAUCCGAGUGUCCACUUCACUGUCAUCAUCAUAAUUUGUUAUUUGUACCCUGCACACCUGGUUGGGUUUCCCCAGUCACUCUGGGCGGCUUCCAACAAAGAUGAAAAAUACAUUAAAAUGUCACACAUUAGAUACUUCCCUGAACAGGGCUGCCUUCAGAUGUCUUCUAAAUGUCAGGUAGUUGUUUAUCUCUUUGACAUCUGAUGGGAGUGUGUUCCACAGGGCGGGCGCCACCACCGAGAAGGCCCUCUGCCUGGUGUUGUGACGUGGGGUUUGUGAUUUCAGCUCUCCUGAUAUAACAUGCUGGAGACAGUUCUCUAGUAACAAUUCUUUAUUAAAGCAACAAGACUGAAGACUGGGGAGAGGAAAGCUACAUUUAUAGGGACAGGGAACUAGCAAGAAAGGAUACAUUUUGGAGGGAACAAUAUCAGGCAAUCACAGUCCUGCCUUUUGGAGGGAACCAAUAAGACAGAGGAUCCAAAUACAGCAGCUUAAAUGAACCAAUAGUAGCUGUACCCUCUGGAACCAAAAGGCAGUUACUUUACCCUAAUGCAAAUACAGACAAUAAUAAUGCAGAUAUAAAAUCCUUUGACUCAAUACACAACACCCCUUCCCCCCUAGUGAGCACAGCAAACGUAAUCUCUCAGGUACUGUGGGGGCCUACAACUUCUACUUGAUCUCCUGACAACAGGUGUUGCAGGUUCUGGAUUGGGUGUUACCUGUGGUAGAGGGGCUGCUCUAGGGGUUUCGUCAGGAACAGAUGGAGUCCCCGACAUCUCAGGGUCCCCUAUCGGUACCUCGUCAUUGUGAGGACUAGCAGACCCUGGUUCAUUUGUUAAAGCCCCUGGUGCUUGCACCUCUGGGCCAUUUUCACUCUGGUCUUGCGGCUCUGCGUCGUUAGCCUGGGAUGAAUUAUCUGGCUCCUCCCUGCUGAGCGCCCGGCGCCUCAGCUGAUCUAUAUGUCUCUUCCACACUUGCCCAUUUUCCAAGGUCACAUAAUAGGACACAGGUCCACUAGCCCGGGUGACCACACCAGCCACCCACCGCGAACCUCGUGAAUAGUUCCUCACCCAGACCAGAUCUUCAGGGGCGAGAUACCUUGUUGUGUCAGUCUCAGCCUGGGGGGUUGCUCUUGAAUUAUGGUUUGGCAUUUUAUCCGGGUGGACAUAAUCCAGCACCGUUACCAGUCUCCUACCCAAGAGCAGCUCAGCUGGCGACUUGCCCGUUGCGGUACACGGCGUCGCAUGCUGCAAAAAUAACAUUCGCGCGAUGCGAGCUGACCAGUUACCCUCCAUUAAGCGCGCAAUGGAUUCUUUGGCUGUUCUUACCAUGCGCUCAGCCUGCCCAUUGGAGGAUGGGUGAAAGGGCGCGGAUGUGACCCCUCUUAUGAAGUUAUCAGCCAAGAAUGCCCUGAAUUCUUGGGAUACAAAAGCUGCCCCAUUAUCUGAUACAAUGGUCUCAGGUAACCCGUGGGUUGCAAACAGCUGCCUCAACACCUUGAUGACGGCAGCUGAUGCCAUGCUAGGGACCAUCGCCACUUCUAACCAUUUGGAAUAUGCAUCAACGAUAACCAAAAAGACCUUUCCUUGGAAUGGCCCAGCAAAAUCUAAGUGCAGCCGGCUCCAGGGAGAUCUGGACUGCUCCCACCAGUGGACUGGUGCUCUGGCCACUUCUGGCCGCACCUCUUGGCAUGCCUUGCAUGUUCGUACCCAUUGUUCUAUGUUCUGGUCCAUUCCAGGCCACCACACAUAACAUCGGGCUAGCGACUUCAUCCUGACCAUUCCCGGGUGUCCCAUGUGAAGCGUCUCAAGAACCCUGUUUCUCAGUGGUGCUGGGAUGAUGACCCUAUCUCCCCACAGGAGACAACCCUUAUGCAUGGACAACUCGUGCUGCCUAGUCGCAUAAGGCCUGAAUUUGUCUUCAUGCGGACCACCUGGCCACCCCUCCCCCCCCAAGUGAGCACACGGGAGAGAACAGCAUCUUUCCUCGUUUUCUCAGCUAUAUCAGUAGCCGUUACAGGAGCCCCGGAAGUGUUUCCAGCAUCAUUAUGUGCUCCGCUGGAGCAGGAUCCUCAGUGCUCCCGCCAGGAAGGGGCAAUCGACUCAGCGCAUCCGCGUGGCACAACCGUUUCCCGGGCACAUGGGUCAAGGUGUACUGGAACCCGUUCAGGAAUAUAGACCAACGUAACAUUCUGGGGGAGAGAAUUUGUGGCGUUUGUUUGUUCGGGUUGAACAACCCUAACAGUGGCUUGUGGUCCGUUUCAAUGUAGAAAUGGCGACCGUACACAUAAUCAUGGAACUUUUUGAUUCCUGCCACAAUUGCAAGCGCCUCUUUGUCAAUUUGAGCAUAGUUGCGCUCCGUGGGCGACAACGUACGGGAAUAGAAAGAGAUGGGCUUUUCCGACCCAUCCGGUUCCCUAUGACUUAGCACCACCCCCAGGCCGUAUUGAGAGGCAUCACAUGCCAGGACCAGAGGCUUUGACUCGUCAUAAUGAGCAAGGACACUCCUGCUACUCAGCAUUCCUCGCAAGGAGUCAAAAGCCUUCUGCUGCCCCUGCCCCCAUCGCCACACAGUCUUUUUCUGCAACAGUCUAUGUAAUGGUUCAGCUACCGAAGCUUUCUGGGGUAAGAACGAAUGAUAAAAGCUAAUAAGUCCCAGGAAUGACUGCAACUCCGUCUUGUUCUGUGGUCGUGGCGCCUCGAUGAUGGCCUUAAUCUUAGCAUCUGUGGGGUGGAUGCCUGAUGCAUCAAUUUUAAACCCCAAGAAAUCCACAGUUGGCACCCCAAAACUGCAUUUUUCCUUUUCCAGUUGCAACCCCACCUCCUUGAACUUGAGCAACACUGCACGAACACGCGCAACCAGUUCCUGUGGGUCUUUUCCAGCAAUCAAAACGUCAUCAAAAAUGGCAAGACCCCGGCAGACCUCUUAACAGGUGUUCCAUGAGCCCUUGAAAAAUCCCUGGGGCCACACAAACUCCAAAUUGUAAUCUGUUAACUCUGAACGCCCCUUUAUGUGUGACAAUAGUCUGUGCUUCCGCUGAUUGUGGGGUUACUGGCAGCUGUUGGUAGGCUUGUGCCAGGUCAAUUUUGGCGAACACCUUGCCCCCAGCCAGUUUAGCCAACAGAUGUGAUACGACUGGAAUGGGGUAUGAGUUUCCCCUGAGUGCCUUAUUGAUAGUACAUUUGUAAUCUGCACAGAUCCUGACUUCCCCAUUUGCUUUAAGGGGCGUGACGAUUGGAGUCUCCCACUUAGCAGAGUCCACGGGUGAGAGAACUCCCUGCUUGACCAAUUUAUCCAGCUCUGCUUCGAUCUUGGGUUGCAGUGCAAAUGGCACUCGCCUUGGUUUGAGUCGGAUUGGGGCCACCCCAGGGUCCAACUCGAAGUCAACUGGGGGCCCUUUAUAACAACCCAGUUUUCCAUUAAAGAGACCAGCAAAUUCUUUGCAUAAUGCCUCGCUCAUCUCAGGGCAGGUUUGGAUUGAAUUAAGCCCUGAUAUACUCAGUCCCAGGGCGGGGAACCAGUCAGUGCCCAGGAGACUGGGGCGACUGCCCUUCGCAAUCACCAGUUUGAGUACAGCCUGUUUGUCCCGGAACUGUACUCUCACGGCACACAUUCCCAUAACAUGGAUGCGGCCCGCUGAGUAUGACUGCAAGGUUGCCGGGAAGGGUUCCAGAGGGGGCAACUUACCCCUGGGGAAGAAUGUCCUCGCGGUCUGGUCCGACACGAUAGUGAAUCCAGAUCCGGAGUCCACCUCCAUGUCGCACUGCUGACCCUCAAUCUUCACCUUGACGUGUGCCUUGCCUUGUGCUGGGAACUGCACGACCCUCCCGUUGAUCUCCGUAACGUAGUGGCAGUCCUUUAGAAAAUGGGUUGCUGCGGGCGGUCUGCGAUGCUCCGGUCUAGGUGCUCCUGUCGCUCCCAACGCCGCCGAUCUACAGACUCUGGCGAUGUGACCUGUCUUCCCGCACGUCCGGCACAUAGCAUCCCGGAAACGACAACUCUUCCGCUCAUGGUUUCCGCCACAACCUGGGCACCUGCCUCGGUGAUCUUUGUGCACUGUGCAGGCCUGACUCACUGACUCGACCCCACGGACUGGGCUCUGGCUCGGAGUAGCCUCUAGCUCGUCCAUGGCAUGCGCAACUUCUAUCUGUGGCUUAGGGGCCUUGCGACUGGCAUCAAGCUCCUCUCUUUCAUAAUUCUCCGUGGCGGUGGCCUCCUUCAAGGCUGAAGCAAGGGUAACCUCUUCUUUAGCCACGAUGCGUCUUCUGGCCUUCUUGCUGCUCAGACCACCGAUAAACCGAUCCAGGAGAGUCUCUUCCAGAUUUUGGAAGUCGCAGUGCUGAGCGAGCUUCCGCAGUUCAGCCAGAAAUGCAGAUACAGACUCCCAGCAUGCUGCUGCCUCUUAUGAAACUCCAUCCGCCGAGCCAUCUUGGUCUCAGUAGGCGCCAAGUGGCUUGUUAGGCAGGCAAGAAUAUCUUUGAGAGAUGUCUCACUUAGCUUCGCUGGAGCAAGCAAUGCCUUGGCCAGCUUGAAGGUCUCAGGCCCACAGUAGCUCAGGAAUGUGGCCCUUCUUUUGCUGGCAUCGGUGAUCCCUUGAGCCUCUGCGAAGAACUCGAAGCGUUCGACGUAGUCUUCCCACGUGUCGGGCUCUGAUGGCUGGAAGGCCUCCAAUACCCUUGGACUCUCCAUUGUCCUGUGGCAGGGUCGUCUUCUCAGCUGGUCAGUGAGUCUUGUUCUUAGCUGCAAUCCGGACUCUGAGGCAGGGCUGCGUUUAACCGCUCCUCAGCAUUCCGGAUCCCAUCCUCGUCGCCAGUUGUUGUGACGUGGGGUUUGUGAUUUCAGCUCUCCUGAUAUAACAUGCUGGAGACAGUUCUCUAGUAACAAUUCUUUAUUAAAGCAACAAGACUGAAGACUGGGGAGAGGAAAGCUACAUUUAUAGGGACAGGGAACUAGCAAGAAAGGAUACAUUUUGGAGGGAACAAUAUCAGGCAAUCACAGUCCUGCCUUUUGGAGGGAACCAAUAAGACAGAGGAUCCAAAUACAGCAGCUUAAAUGAACCAAUAGUAGCUGUACCCUCUGGAACCAAAAGGCAGUUACUUUACCCUAAUGCAAAUACAGACAAUAAUAAUGCAGAUAUAAAAUCCUUUGACUCAAUACACAACACCUGGUUCCCUGUAACCUCACUUCUCGCAAUGAGGGAACCGCCAGAAGGCCCUCGGCGCUGGAACUCAGUGUCCGGGCUGAACGAUGGGGGUGGAGACGCUCCUUCAGGUAUACUGGGCCGAGGCUGUUUAGGGCUUUAAAGGUCAACACCAACACUUUGAAUUGUGCUCAGAAACGUACUGGGAGCCAAUGGAGGUCUUUCAAGACCGGUGUUAUGUGGUCCCAGCGGCUGCCCCCAGUCACCAGUCUAGGUGCCGCAUUCAGGAUUAGUUGUAGUUUCCGGGUCACCUUCAAAGGUAGCCCCACAUAGAGCGCAUUGCAGUAGUCCAAGCAGGAGAUAACUACAGCAUGCACCACUCUGGCGAGACAGUCUGUGGGCAGGUAGGGUCUCAGCCCUCAUACCAGAUGAAGCUGGUAAACAGCUGCCCUGGACACAGAACUGACCUGUGCCUCCAUGGUCAGCUGUGAGUCCAGAAUGACUCCCAGGCUGCACACCUGGUCCUUCAGGGGCACAGUUGCCCCAUUCAGGACCAGGGAGUCCUCCACACCAUCCCGCCCCCUGUUCCCCAAGAACAGUCCUUCUGUCUUGUCAGGAUUCAGCCUCAAUCCAUUAGCCACCAUCCAUCCUCCAACCGCCUCCAGACACUCACACAUAAAACUCCCUCCUAGUUUUCCAGGGACACAAGCUCUCUUCUCUCUUUCUUCCCCUCCCAUUUUCUUCAGAACGGGAAGUGGUGGUGAACAUGUUGAACAGCUUGUCUCGGAAGCAGCUUCCAUCCAUACAGCACCGUUACACCAUCCCGGGAAGGAUGCCUUAUCAGGGCUACUACAGCCCCUGCACGGGACGCCAUUACUGCUUGCGAGGGAUGGACUACUACGUCGACGGGGCGCCCACCAACGAGCGACAGAUCAGCCAGCUAGUUGAGAAGAUUGUAAGGUUCGGAGGGUUUUGCAGACCACACCCCAACUCCUCCCCCUCAGGGCUCUUGUGGGGGGGGGGCUUGGAAAGGGGGGCAUAGAAAAGACUCUGUGCUGGGCCCGGGGGUAACCUGAGCAACACGGUCCAGGUCUGGUCCCAAAGCCAAGGGUCCCACGACAGGGCCAAGGCAAGAAACCAGGCAAGGUCAGGCACAGGAUCACAGGCAGGAUUUGGCAAACAGCAACGUUGCUCCCGCAACCUGGGGCAUGGUCCGACAGCCUUUUAUCUUUGUAGGGGUAGCGGCCGGUCCUGGUCCCCUGGCGACUCACCUCCCUGUUUCGCCCGAAGGUGAGCACUCCUCCUGCGAGUACUCAGGUCUCUCCUUCUCUCAGACCUGAGUCUCUGCAGCUGGGGAGACGUCGGUGGGUUACUAGACCCAGGGGCCGCCUCAGCCUCCCCUGACCCAACCGGUAGUGGAGCAGCUGUAAGUGAUGGCCCAGCUGGAGGCAACAAGGUCAUCCCCGCAUCUGGAGCCAGGGCAGGCUCAGGCCCCUGACUCGGCCCAUCUGGUGCUUGUUGCAGGGGAACCUGUGCAGACUGGGGCUCUUCAGGAUCAGGCCCCAGACUAGGUUCAGCUGCCGCCUGAGGCAAAGGAUCCGGUGCGGACUGAGACUCCUCCGGCUCCGAGUUCGAGCCCAAGUCCCAGGCCAGCACAGACUCUGCCAUAAGCUCCUCAUUGGAACAUACACACAGGGUGCACACUGCAAGGUGUCCUCAUGUGGGGUGGGUUUUAAUAGGUAGGAGAGAAUAAAUGAAUUGCGAUUCAUCUCCCCAGGUGCCCACAUGUUUGUGUUGAAUGGAUAGAACAUCAGCUCACUGCUUGCAUUUAAAUGUGAGGCUGAGUUGAAAAUCCCAUCCUUAGCAGCAAAUUAAAAGCAUAUGAAUUAGGCUGCAAAGCCUUCUUUUGAACAAGUCCAACUGCGGAGCAAGCUGGUUCCCCCUUUUCUUGCGCCACUUAACAAAGAAUCAGAUAGCAGGCUGAGAAGUAAGUUUAAAAUGGAGUUUAGCUAUGUACUGGGUUGUCAGCAACCGCAGCAGUAAAAAUUUGCAGGUAAAAUACUUGCAUUUGCAGAAGGAAUAGCCUCAGGCAUGCAUGUGUGUGAGCUGGAGCAGUUAGACUAAUAAUAAUAAUUUAUUAUUUGUACCCCGCCCAUCUGCCACUCUGGGCAGCUUCCAACAAAGAUUAAAAAUACAUUAAAAUGUCACACAUUAAAAACUUCCCUGAAUAUGUCUGCUCCAAGCACUGGUCGAAGAGAGGGAGGGAGGGGGAACAGGAAAUACUAUUAUGUUCCUUUUCCCUCCUGUCCUGAGGGGGAAAUGACCUCACACAGAGCCCUCUCUACCAAUUACAUGUCUAUGGCUUGAGUCUUCCUAUCAGCAACGCAGCUCUGUGGUCUUAACUCUUCCUCAUGCUAACUGGCAAGAAUAUGCAUUGUUAGAUUUGGCUGCUAAUCUCCCACAAACCCCUUCUCGGGCAAAUACAGCAAUUGCAUGCACACUUUUAUUAAAGCACCCAAAGUCCCAUCUUUGAUUCAAAGGUUUUCAAAACUAUCUCUCGGUCGAGGUUUGGUGAAGAUUGCAGCGGUCAUCUCUUUGGCAAUACAGUGGUACCUCUGGUUGCAAACGGGAUCCGUUCCAGAGUCCCGUUCGCAACAUGAGCAGAACGCACCCCGUGUCUGUGCGUGCAUGGGUCGCGAUUUGCCGCGUCUGUGCAUGCACGUGACGUCAUUUUGAGCGUCUGCACAUGCGCGAGCCGCGAAACCUGGAAGUAACCCUUUCCAGUACUUCUGGGUUGCCACGGGAUGCAACCUCAAAACGUGCAACCUGAAGCAAACGCAACACGAGGUAUGAUUGUAGGCCAAUUCAACUAGGCCAUUGCGCAGGCAGCGGUACUCACCCUGACCCCGACCCCGACCCCGACCCCCUGAUGUGCUUGGUUUUCCCUUGAACUUCUCGCUCUGCAAUACCUUUGGAAAAGCUCUGCUUGUCUUUCAUCUGUCAAAUAGGUUUCUCCUGCACCAACCCCAAAUCCAUAGUCCGCCAGGCCAGCUCUCUGCAUGCUCAGUCGCAGCUACAUACACUGACUCUGUGAAAGACAAAGCUACACAUCCUUCUUUAUAACUGCCGUAAGAAAGGGAACCAUUUCCAAACAUAAAGACAUACCCACCUGGUUCCCUUGUAAUCUUUAGCGCCUCCAGCCUGGUCAGCAACCGGUCAGCCUAACAGUUCAUAGUCAAGGUAAAGGGACCCCUGACCAUUAGGUCCAGUUGUGGCCAACUCUGGGGUUGCGGCGCUCAUCUUGCUUUAUUGGCCGAGGGAGCCGGCGUACAGCUUCCGGGUCAUGUGGCCAGCAUGACUAAGCCGCUUCUGGCGAACCAGAGCAGCACACGGAAACGCCGUUUACCCUCCCACCGGAGCAGUACCUAUUUAUCUACCUGCACUUUGACGUGCUUUCGAACUACUAGGUUGGCAGGAGCAGGGACCGAGCAACGGGAGCUCACCCCAUCGCGGGGAUUCGAACCGCUGACCUUCUGAUCAGCAAGCUGUGGUUUAACCCACAGUGCUGUGCUCCUCUUUCUUUUCUUUUUUUUAAAGAUAUUUAUUAAAGUUUCAGCAUAUUACAAAAAUAAGAGAAAAAAGUAAAAGAAAAGAAAAAAAACAUAAAUGAAAAUACAAAAUAAAAACAGUAAAAAACAAAUCAGUCUUUCCAUAUCUUAUCUUUCAUUUGCUUGUUAAUUCAACAAAUCCUUUCCCUCUUUGAUUUUAUCUUAAUCUUUUAUCUUAAUAUAUUAUAACUUUAGGUUAUCACCUGUUAACAUCCAUUUUUACAUAUUCCUUUAUAAUAUUGCUGCUAAAAACCACUUAACUUCAAUCCAACAUCAUUCUGACAUUCAUUAAUUUUGCAGUAUUUCUGUAGAUAGUCUUUAAAUUUCUUCCAAUCUUCUUCCACCGACUCUUCUCCCUGGUCUCGGAUUCUGCCAGUCAUUUCCGCCAGUUCCAUGUAGUCCAUCACCUUCAUCUGCCAUUCUUCCAGAGUGGGUAAAUCUUGUGUCUUCCAAUAUUUUGCAAUAAGUAUCCUUGCUGCUGUUGUAGCAUACAUAAAGAAAGUUCUAUCCUUCUUUAACACCAAUUGGCCAACCAUGCCCAGGAGAAAGGCCUCUGGUUUCUUCAGAAAGGUAUAUUUAAAUACCUUUUUCAUUUCAUUAUAAAUCAUCUCCCAGAAAGCCUUAAUCCUUGGGCCCGUCCACCAAAGGUGAAAGAAUGUACCUUCAGUUUCUUUACAUUUCCAACAUUUAUUAUCGGGCAAAUGAUAGAUUUUUGCAAGCUUGACUGGUGUCAUGUACCACCUGUACAGUGGUGCCUCGCAAGACGAAAUUAAUUCGUUCCGCGAGUUUUUUCGUCUAGCGAAUUUUUCGUCUUGCGAAGCACGAAAUCCCAUAGGAAUGCAUUGAAAUUCAAUUAAUGCGUUCCUAUGGUCAAAAAAAGUCCAAUCAAAGCCAAAUUCGGUACAACAAGAGUUUAUUAACUGCUCUUUAAAGUCACACAUACUUUAAAGAGCAUAUCAAAAAUUGAAGGAACAAUAAAUUAAGUUUCUAAACAUGACAGGAAAAACAUUUAAAAAUCAAAACAGGGUACAUUACAUUUUCUAAGACUCUGGGGGACCACUCGAAGAAGGUUCCUCUUCCACUCUUUGCUUCUUGCUGAGGAACCUGUCCAUGGUCUGCUGCUUCAUCCGCCGUUUCAGCAGCUCCCUGAGAGGCGACAUGACCGUCGUAUCAAAAAUGUUCGCUUGGUCAUGUGCCACGUGCUUGUCAGGGUGGUGCCGCUCUGCAAAGCCUGCACCACAUUCCACUUCUGGCAAAUGUCCCUCAGUUCUUUGGAGGACAGCCGUUCCUCAGUUGCUUCCUCCUCUUCCAGCAAGGCCUGCUCCUGCGCAACCUCUGACUGCAGUUCAACCAGCUCCUGGGUGGUCAGCUCGUGGUCGUGCUCCUCCACCAGCUCGCAAACGUCCUCCUCUGUGACCUCCAGGCCCAUGGUCCUCCCCAAGGCAACAAUGUCCUGCACCACUGUCGACUCUGGUGCAUCAGAGUCACUUGGUGCCACACAGUCCGGCCACAGGCUGCGCCAAGCGCAAUUCAAAUUCCUCUGGCUGAUCCCCUUCCAGGCCGUGGUGAUCAUCUUCAAGCAGGUGACGAUGUCGAAGUGGUCCUUCCAGAAUUCCCGCAGGGUGAUGGUGGUGCAAUCAGUCACCUCGAAGCAUCGCCUGAAAAGCUCCUUGGUGUAGAGUUUCUUGAAAUUGGCGAUGACCUGCUGAUCCAUCGGCUGGAGCAGUGGCGUGGUGUUAGGCGGCAGGAACAUGAUGUUGAUGAAGCUGAACUCCUCCAACAAGUCCACCUCAAGGCCUUUAGGAUGAGCAGGAGCAUUGUCCAUCAGAAGCAAAGCCUUCAGCGGCAGGUCAUUGUCCAGCAGGUACUGUUUGACAGCAGGGCCAAAGGCAAGAUUGACCCAGUCCACAAACAGCACACGUGUGACCCAAGCCUUGCUGUUGGAUCGCCACAUGACACUCAGCCGCUCCUUGUCGACCUUGUGUUUCUUGAAGGCCCGUGGGUUCUCCGAGUGGUACACCAGCAGGGGCUUGAUCUUCAGGUCGCCGCUUGCGUUGGCACAGAAGAGCAGGGUCAGACGGUCCUUCAUGGGCUUGUGGCCAGGCAACUUGGCCUCCUCCUGUGUGAUGAAAGUCCUUUUGGGCAUCCUCUUCCAAAACAGCCCGGUCUCGUCGCAGUUGAAGACCUGCUGUGGAACGUAGCCCUCCGUCUUCACAACCUCCAGGAACUCCAAGGCAAAGUCUUCAGCCGCAGGAACAUCAGAACUGGCAGCCUCUCCAUGCCUGACCACGCUGUGGAUUCCGGAUCUUGCCUUGAACCGGUCAAACCAGCCUCUGCUUGCCUUGAAGACUUCUGGCUCGGCCGAGGUUCCUGGCUGUUCCCGGAUGAGGUCUGCGUGCAAGGCCUUGGCCUUCUCACAAAUCACGGCCUCAGUCACUGUGUCCCCUGCGCGCUGCUUCUCUUCUAUCCAGAUGAGGAGCAACUUCUCAACCUCCUCCAGAACAGCUGGGCGGUUCUUCACGAUCCUGGUGACUCCCUUGGCUGCAUCAGUCGCAAGGAUCUUCUCCCUCAUCUUCAGGAUGGUGCCGAUGGUCGAUGGGUUCCUGCCGUACUCCCUGGCGAGGUCCGUCACACGCAUUCCACCGUCGUGCUUCCGGAUGAUCUCCUUCUUCAUCUCCAGCGUCACCUUCUCCUUCUUCCUCUCGCCGGCCUCCGCAGCAGCAGCAGUCUUCUUGGGUCCCAUGGCAGCACAGCUGUUACCUUUGUAAAACUCAGAAAAAGAAAAAAAAAAAUCAGCAAUUCAAACCCACAACCAAGUCCUUGAAUUCCAAACACCCAACCCAAAAUCCAAAAACCCCAAAAAAAAGUUUUAAAAGUUUAACUUACGAAAUGGCUGCAAAUCACCAAAGUCUUCAAAAUCCUCAAAUGGCUGCAAAAGAAAUUUUGGGAAAGCUUUAAAAAUCACCAAAGUCUUCAAAAACCUCAACUGUUCCCCAGCCCCUCCCCAACUGUUGCAAACCCUCCCCAACUGUUGCAAACCCCUCCUCAACUGUUCCCCAGCCACCCAGCACACAGAAAUUCAAAACCCAGAAAAUUUUUCAAAAAAAACAACAUGGCCCAAUUGUGACAGAAAACCAUAAAAAUUCAAAAAAAAAACACACAAGCUCCCAGAUUCCUGCAAACCCCUCCUCAACUGUUCCCCCAGCCACCCAGCACACAGAAAUUCAAAACCCAGAAAAUUUUUCAAAAAAAAACAACAUGGCCCAAUGGUCACAAAAAAUCAUAAAAAUUCAAAAAAAGCCCACAAGCUCCCAGAUUCUUGCAAACCCCUCAGCUGUUCCCCCAGCCACCCAGCACACAGAAAUUUAAAACCCAGAAACUUUUUCAAAAAAAACAACAUGGCCCAAUGGUCACAGAAAAUCAUAAAAAUUCAAAAAAAGCACACAAGCUCCCAGAUUCUUGCAAACACCUCCCCAGCUGUUCCCCCAUCCACCCAGCACACAGAAAUUUAAAACCCAGAAACUUUUUUCAAAAAAAAAAUCAUAAAAAUUCAAAAAAAAGCACACAAGCUCCCAGAUUCUUGCAAACACCUCCCCAGCUGUUCCCCAAUCCACCCACCACACAGAAAUUCAAACCCAGAAACUUUUUUCAAAAAAAACCAACAUGGCCCAAUGGUCACAAAAAUCAUAAAAAUUCAAAAAAAAGCACACAAGCUCCCAGAUUCUUGCAAACACCUCCCCAGCUGUUCCCCCAUCCACCCAGCACACAGAAAUUUAAAACCCAGAAACUUUUUUCAAAAAAAACAACAUGGCCCAAUGGUCACAAAAAUCAUAAAAAUUCAAAAAAAGCACACAAGCUCCCAGAUUCUUGCAAACCCCUCCUCAGCUGUUCCCCAGCCACCCAGCACACAGAAAUUUAAAACCCAGAAACUUUUUUCAAAAAAAACAACAUGGCCCAAUGGUCACAAAAAUCAUAAAAAUUCAAAAAAAGCACACAAGCUCCCAGAUUCUUGCAAACACCUCCCCAGUUGUUCCCCCAUCCACCCAGCACACAGAAAUUUAAAACCCAGAAACUUUUUUCAAAAAAACAACAUGGCCCAAUGGUCACAAAAAUCAUAAAAAUUCAAAAAAGCACACAAGCUCCCAGAUUCUUGCAAACACCUCCCCAGCUGUUCCCCAUCCACCCAGCACACAGAAAUUCAAAAAUUCAAAGCCAGAUUUUUUUAAAAAAAAUAAACAUGGCCCAAUGGUCACAGAAAAUCAUAAAAAUGCAGAAAAAAACCACACAAGCUCCCAGAUUCUUGCAAACCUCUCCCCAACACCAAGUCCUUGAAUUCUAAACACCCCAACCCAAAAUCCCAAAAACCCAAAAAAAGUUUUAAAAGUUCAACUUACCAAACAGCUGUAGAAGAAGUUUUGGAAAAGCUUCAAAAUCCAGCAAACUCUUUAAAAAGCUCAGAAAGGCCACCACACCGCGUGCAAUGUGUUGCUCCUCGAGGUCAAGUCGCAACUGCACCUCUUCCAGCAAUGCACCCUGGGUUUUAACGGUUUUACGAAAAGGAAACAAACUUGCAAGACGUUUCGUCUUGCGAAGCAAGCCCAUAGGGACAUUCGUCUUAUGAGCAACUCGAAAACGAAAAAACCUUUCGUCUUGCGAGUUUUUCGUCUUGCGAGGCGUUCGUCUUGCGGGGCACCACUGUAUAUCAUUUUCAUAAUAUUCUCUCUUAAGGCAUUACAUGCCGUAAACUUCAUACGCUGUGCUCCUCUUUUUAUGAGGGCUCGAUCCAUCUCAGUGGGAGCACUUCCUUUCCUGCUUAGAAUUCCCACUGCAUUUGCAAUGUCUGGUCUCAUUGUCGUGGUAAGGUGCAAAUGUUUCCCUAUUGUUGACCUGCACUGGUUGUGGUCAGGCAAGAGCUUUGAUUCAUGUUUGCUCUCCAGGAAAUCGACGGUCAUUGGUGUGGCUACUGUGUUGGCUUCUCGCAGCUUCAGGCUGUCAAGCAAUUCAGCAACUUUCUUCCUUUGGCUUAGAAGAUAAGAUCCAUCCUCCUAAAUUUCAAUUCUGACACCCCAAUAGUGGGAGCCACUUCCUAGUUCUUUCACCUCCACUUUUUUGCCUAAUAAUAAUAAUAAUAAUAAUAAUAAUAAUAAUUUAUUAUUCGUAUCCUGCCCAUCUUGCUGGGUUUCCCCAGCCACUCUGGGCGGCUUCCAACAAAGAUUAAAAAUACAUUAAAAUGUCACACAUUAAAAACUUCCCUGAACAGGGCUGCCUUCAGAUGUCUUCUAAAUGUCAGGUAGUUGUUUAUCUCUUUGACAUCUGAUGGGAGGGAGUUCCACAGGGCAGGCGCCACCACCAAGAAGUCCCUCUGCCUGGUUCCCUGUAACCUCACUUCUCACAGCGAGGGAACCGCCAGAAGGCCCUCAGAGCUGGACCUCAGUGUCUUAGCUGAACGAUGGGGGUGGAGAUGCUCCUUCAGGUAUACAGGACUAAGGCCGUUUAGGGCUUUAAAGGUCAGCCCCAACACUUUGAAUUGUGCUCGGAAAUGUACUGGGAGCCAAUGUAGUUCUUUCAGGACCUAAGUGUCUUAAGUGGCCAGCAGCCAGGGAGGGAGGGGUCAAUUAGCCAUGAUUGUUAAUUAACCAUGAUUGUUAAGUGGAACCUCCAUGUGCAAAAGCAGAGUACCUCUACUGGGAACCAAAAACAACACACACACCCAACACAUUAGGAAAUGGUCAUCAACUUUGCGCCCUGGCUGUGAGAAGCUGCUGACCACUCUUGGGCACAGAACACUGGGCUGGUUGGGUCUUGGUCUGAUCCUGCAAUGCAGCUCUUCUCUAGUGUCCUGCUUUCCCCUCCAAGUUCUUCCCCAUGGCUCUAGCUCUGAUCCACCCGCUGAGAUGCCAGCCAAGGUCUCCUGUAGCCCUUUAAUGGCAACCUCUCUCUUUCCCCCACUGCCAUUCCAGGAAUUUCCCGUACUACGACCACCACCACGAGAUGACUCUUUGUGCACGAAUGCCCGACCUGCCGCCUGGCUUCCCGUAUAUGAACCUUAGGUAAGGAACCCAAACAGGUUUGGCGACGGGAAGGAGCUGGGCUGGGGAAGCGGGGUUGCUCACAAGGGAUGUGUGUUGCCUGGGGACCGUUCCCGGAGAUCAAACCUGGUGAACAGCUUUUCCCCAAGGAUAGCUUGGUUGCCAGCGAACCAGCUUCUAAUUUUAUUUAUACCCCGCCCUCCCCAGCCAGAGCCGGGCUCAGGGUGGCUAACACCAAUAAAAUCACAGUAAAAACAUAAUAGGGGGGAAAGAGGGGGGAACCAAUUUAAAAUACAGGUUAAAAUGCAGUUUAAAAUGCAGCCUCAUUUUAAAAUAGCAGAUAAAUCAAGACCAUAAGGGGAGGGAAACAUAAGGGUCAGACCGAGUCCAAACCAAAAGCCUGGUGGAACAGCUCUGUCUUGCAGGCCUGCGGAAAGAUGUCAAGUCGUGCAGGGCCCUGGUCUCUUGUGACAGAGAGUUCCACCACAUCGGGGCCAGUGCUGAAAAGGCCCUGGCCCUAGUUGGGACCAAGCCUUGAGGCUCGGGACCUCCAAAGUGUUGUUAUUUGUGGAUGUUAAGGUCCUCCGCGGGGCAUAUCAGGAGAGGCUGUCCCAUAGGUACAAGGGUCCUAGGCCACAUAGGGCUUUAAAGGUCAAAACCAGCACCUUAAACCUGACCCUGUACUCCACCGGGAGCCAGUGCAGUUGGUAAAGCACUGGAUGAAUGUAAGGAGCCUUGCCGCGGCAUUCGGCACCCGCUGGAGUUUCUGGGUCAGCUUCGAGGGCAGCCCCACGUAGAGCGAGUUACAAUAAUCAAGCCUGGAGGUGACCGUUGCAUGGAUCACUGUGGCCAGAUCAGGGCGAGAGAUGAAAAAUUGCCACCUUUGCUGUGGCUGCAAUCUAUGCCUCCUCUAGCAGGCAGCCAGAGGCGGGUUCUGGAUAAUAGGAUCAGCGCCUGUAGGAUCUGCUGUGGGAUGAGCGCAACCCUGCCUUGUUCCAGCAGGAGCAAUGAGGCUGUCACACAAGGGAGGUUUCAAAAGUCACAUAGCGGACCUCUGGGCGAUGUUUUCAGCACUGGCUCUCUAGUGCGUCUUCCUCGAGAGAAAGUGGAGUGCGCCUCCAGGGGUGAAGUCAAACCACUGCAUCAGCAGCACCAAAGUGACUUCCUCGGGGUGCGAGCUUGGGCAGUGUGUCAGUGGCGUCGCAACGGGGGGCAGUGCGCCCUGGGUGCCAUGUCUGGGGGGUGACAAGAAGUCACUCUGCGGGGACUCGUGGAGGCGCGAGCAGCCAUCGCACCACUGCAGCCACGUGGAGGAUCCCGCAGCCGGCGAGCAGAGGAUCCCAGCGCCAGCGGCAAACCGAUAUGUACAACGCAUGUGCGGCGUCGCACGCAUGUGCUGUACGUAACAACGACGCAAAUGCGCUGUACAUAAUGGUGUGCUGCCGGCGCCGCUCCAGCACCGUAUGGACGGUGCCGGGAUCCUCUGCUCCCAGCUGCGGCCGUGAAUGGAGGGUCCUCCACAUGCGGUUGGAGCGGCAACAGAAGGGUCCCAGCACCGUCCGCAUGGAUGUGCGCCCUUCGUAGCGACGCCCUGCCCCAGGUGUCACGAUGCCUUCGUUCGCCCCUGCAGUGUGUAAGGGCAGUCCUAGGCUGCCCGGAUGACAGGACCCCCUUCUCACCCUCGCUGAUGAGGGUUUGAGACCCAUCGGCUGCCCUCACCUGGCUCAGCCAGCCAGUCGAAGCUGCUCCUAGGAAAUGGACGCUGUUUUGUGCUGGCAGCUUCUAGGAGCCACAGGUAAGAGUUGAGUGCAGGGCGAGGACCAAAGGUGGACAGACUAUUCCAGAAGUAGCACAAUGUGUGUUUCCCCACCCCAUAGGUAAAGGUAAAGGGACCCCUGACCGUUAGGUCCAGUCGUGACCGACUCUGGGGUUGUGGCGCUCAUUUCGCUUUAUUGGCCGAGGGAGCCGGCAUACAGCUUCCGGGUCAUGUGGUCAGCAUGACUAAGCCGCUUCUGGCGAACCAGAGCAGCACACAGAAACAGCGUUUACCUUCCCGCCGGAGCGGUACCUAUUUAUCUACUUGCACUGGCGUGCUUUCGAACUGCUAGGUUAGCAGGAGCUGGGACAGAACAACAGGAGCUCACCCCGUCACGGGGAUUCAAACCGCUGACCUUCUGAUUUGCAAGCCCUAGGCUCCAUGGUUUAGACCACAGCGCCACCCGCGUCACUCCCCCAUCCCAUACACCCCUCUAUAAGGUAUAUCUGAAGAAUAUCAGAAGAUAUACUGCAGGGACUGACUAAGCCAUUCUUCCGCAGCCUAGUGCUUUCCAGAUGUUUUGCUCCCACCAGCUGGCUGCGGCUGAUGGGAAUCGUAAUCCGAAACAUCUGGAGGGCACAAGACUGGCAAAGGCUGCCGUAGCGAUUGCUUCUGUGCAUCUGUGUCUUGGAAAUGAGGUGGAUUUCUCUGUUUGCCAGGCAGUUGGAGGCUACCUCUCUCUGCCAGUACAAAUAAAAUCUGGUUUUUUGCUUUCCGAAAUCCCUACAUGGAGGGCAUUUAAUUGGGAGCUCCACCAUGAAGGCAAUGGGGAGGCAGUAUGAACAAUUUGACAGGUAUGUGUUGAGCAGGCAUGUCUCUCAAUACCUGGGAAAAAAUAUAUACUGUAUUGGCCCGAAUAUAAGCCGCACUUUCCCCCCAAAUUCCAACCGUGUAAAGUUAAAGUGCGGCUUAAAUUCCCGACCUUACAAAAAUUGGCUUUUACGAUACCGCUGCUGAAAUAGACAUACGGCAAAACGGACCAAAAAAUGUUUUAUUGACGAUUUGCGAGCUUGAGACUGUUAAUUGGCCAUUUGCAGGUGUGGGUGGCUGCAGGAUUGAAGCUACUGAAUACCGAUUUGUGAUUUUAGCAAUUGUACGGUAACGUUGCGGGCUUGCAAGUUCAAAGGCUUAAUUAGGCUCGGAGUUACAAUUCUACCAACCGCAGCGGUUUUCAGCCUGUAACCCAUGCAUAGGCAAACUCCGGCCCUCCAGAUGUUUGCGACUACAAUUCCCAUCAUCCCUAGCUAACUGGACCAGUGGUCAGGGUGAUGGGAAUUGUAGCCCCAAACAUCUGGAGGGCCGGAGUUUUCCUAUGCCUGCUGUAACCCAAUUUUAAGGGAGCGGCUUAUAGUCGGGUAUUGUCUUUUUUUCUCCCCCCCCCCCUUGAAUUUUAAAGGUGUGGCUUAUUUGUGGGUGCGGCUUAUAUUUGUGCCAAUACGGUAUAUAUCCACCUUUCCUUUUUCCUCCAGGGCCAUUGGGGUGUUUUGGUGGUUCCAGAUAAAACACCUAUAUGGAUAUAGCAGGACCACAACAGCAGUCAGGUGGUGGGCAAAGGGGCACAGCAACCAACUCUCAGCCACAGGCCUUGGACAUUUCCAGGUUUUGGAUUCCUGUGAUGUUGGAGCACUCUCAAGAGAAGCCAGAUUAGGAUAAAGGCCUUGAUUAGGAUAAAGAUUCAUUCUAAAGUUCACAGGAUCCAUAGAUGGUUUGUUUACUGAAGGCACUUCUAACCUGCCCUUUAAGCAUAAAACAGGCCAGCAACAAAAGUUAAAAAUUAAAAAGAAAAGAGCAGGGAGAAGGAGGCUAGAGGCUGCUGCUCACAUUGCCAUCUUGACACUUUAACCCCGUUUAACCAAAGACGUUUCUCAGUGCAGCUUACAGAAAUAAUCAGUGCUAAGUAGUCCCUCUCCUCCAACUCAUACUCUAAAAAGACAUGGCGAAAAAGGGAAAAGGGAGGUGAAGGAAGAUGCUUGCAUGUAUCUUGUGGGUCUCCAUCCUAAGUUUUUCCUUGGUUGCACUCACAAAGACAUGGCACACAAGGAAAAAGGUAGAGGAGGGAAGAUAUAUCUUGUCGAGGUCCACCUUAAGCUUUUUCCUGGUUGCACUCAUAAUGUUCCCGCUUCUGAGAGGCCCUUCUUAUUAUUCAUCCUCUCCUGGAGCUCUGCCCUGUGACUUCCCUGUACUAGUCAGUUUGCCUUCCACGUCUUGCAGAGCUUUCAGCGAGAUGAUCGCAAUUGUGGCGUAAAUUCUGAGCUUGGGUUGGCAGUUCUGAGUGCACGUCUGAUUUCAGUAUUUGCGUUUCCAAAAGUGUAGCAGUAAAAUAACAAACCUCCAGAGGCGUGGAAAUGUAGAGCAUCAAGAAAGUGAUGUCAUAGCUUUGCGAAAGCUGAGCUGGUCCAAGUGUGAGCAAUUGCCUGGUUAGAUAAAGUCUGCUUAACAGCCCCCGCGCCCCCAUGCCUCCUUGGAUUCAAUGAUGGAAGUAAAAAUGAAUGUGCCAAAAGAAGCACGUUCAAACUUCGCUCGAGAGGAACGCAGAUUCCACCCCCACAGAUGCAAAUCAGUCCUACUUAUGGAAAAAGGGAGUGUCUCGUGCAAAAUUACUCCGUUUGUGUGCUGAAUCCGUUUGUCUGGAAUCUGGAAUCCUGUGCCAGAAGGAGAAGGGAACAGUCUAGAAGGGCCAGGAAGGAAGGAAGGAAGGAAGGAAGGAAGGAAGGAAGGAAGGAAGGAGGAAAAGUGGUCCUUCAGAAAUGAGUCAUGGGCAUAAUUGGCUCUUUAGGUUGUUUCUACUAUCUCAGCCAGCAUCAAGGAAAUAACGUUGAAGACAACGCAGAAAUAGCGCUUAACCUCAGUUAAACUUUCAUAUCUGGUGGUACCUUGGUUUACAACCAUAAUCCGUUCCGGAGGUCCGGUUGUAAACCAAAGCAGGUUGUAACCCAAGGCACGCUUUCGCCAAUGGCGCAAAAAAAAUGGUUUGUACUUUUUUUCAAAAUGGGUUGUAGUCCAAAAAAAGGGACACGCACUUCCGGGUUUGACAUGGUUGUAAUCCAAAACGGUUGUAAUCCAAAGCGGUUGCAAACGGUAUACAUUAAAAAAUAAUUCACCAAAGUGCUGGUGCAAGGGAGAAAGAGGCAGCUGUAUGGGCUGUUGUGGUGGACAUGCCCAAAGGUAGUAACUUUUGGCCAAGUGCUUAAUGAUAUAAGUAAAAUUACACAUUUAAUAGGUGAAAACUUGAAUGUUUGGUACAAGAGAGCAUGCUUGGCAUAUCGCUCUUAUGGAAAAAUGGGCUUACAAAUCAUGACUCGCAAGAGGAACAAAGCACAAAUAUACCUUUGCGGGAGAAGGGGGACUCUUCUUUGGGUUUCCAAAAUCUCCAGAAAACCAAAGACCAGUUUUGAAGGUUUAUAGAGGUUUACUGUUAUAAGUCGUGGUGCACAUAUGGGAAUACAAGUUUUCAUAAUGAAAUUUUGUGCUUCUCCGGGCAAAUAAAGAAAGUUUUUUUUAAAAGUUAGUUAUAAAAUAUUUUUAAUAAAUAAGUAAGUGUGCAUCACUACCACCUAAGUACAAUGGAGACAGCUGGGGAGGCCCCUUACUGAAAUAGUGUGAGAGAGAAAUAUGUCUGCAUAUUUCCUGCAUUGCAGGGGGUUGGACUAGAUGACCCGUGGGGUCCCUUCUCUACAAUUCUGAUUCUACAUGUGGUGAGUGUGCAUGUGGUCUGUAGGUGUGCUGUAUGGGGUUGUGUAUCUCAUAUGUGGCCCAUUGAGUUGUGUCUGACCAGCAAUGGGACCCAUGGGUCAAAAAGACACACACAAAAUUGCAGUCUGCAAAUCAAAGUCAUAUUCUGCUCCGUGUAAAAUCUUUUAUUCUUUCUCUCUCCCUGCCAGGUGGGAUACAAGCCAUUUUAAGAAGGCUGGAGGGGCACAGAGGGACAGCUUUAUCAUUCAUCCUGAAUUUGUUUCGGAAUCAUUCCCCCAUCCACCGUGUUGGUAGUAGAGAGUUGAGACAGGCUGCCAUUAAAAUUGCCGCUGGUGACUAA